This is a messenger RNA of Papaver somniferum (opium poppy), 451 nucleotides long. RefSeq lists its product as uncharacterized. Bases 96 to 374 code for a protein of 92 amino acids. The transcript has 3 exons. The record is from RefSeq and is a predicted model, not a curated record. NCBI's taxonomy places the organism in Eukaryota, Viridiplantae, Streptophyta, Magnoliopsida, Ranunculales, Papaveraceae.
AAAAGAAGAUAAAAGGAAUUUCUGCUUCUGAUUCUUCAAUUCAUCUGGAAAUCAAAAAGUGAUAAAAACCCCUUCAUAUUAAAGUAUUUUCAGCAAUGGUGUCUCAACAAGACCAACCCCAAGUACCGCCUUCUCCAACACCCAAACCAGCCUCUUCAUGUCGAAAGAAGAAGUCUGAGGGAGCCAGUUUCGUUGCUGAUAUGAGGGAGCACGUUGAUGAAUUUUUUAGCGCUUCCAUGGAUGAACACAAAACCUGCUUCAAGAAGACCAUUGAGAAGAUGUUUGGGAUGUCAAAGAUUGUUGCAGAAAAGAACUCACUUAGUGUUAAAGAAGUUGAAAGCUCCCUUCCUCUUAAGACAACUGUUACCGAAUAGAAGUGGCAAGCUUUUGACAGAGGGAUAUGGCAUGAUAGGCUUAGGGAUUUUACAGGGUAAGCAAAACUGUUGCGCAA